This is a messenger RNA of Prosopis cineraria, 4515 nucleotides long. RefSeq names its product putative disease resistance protein RGA3. The record is from RefSeq and is a predicted model, not a curated record. Bases 4 to 2163 code for a protein of 719 amino acids. Lineage: Eukaryota; Viridiplantae; Streptophyta; Magnoliopsida; Fabales; Fabaceae. The transcript has 5 exons.
AGUAUGCUAAAAUCCAAAAUGGAGGAAAACAACUGGGAAUCUAUAUUGGAUGAUGACUUUUGGAAGCUAUAUGAAAGUAAUAAUUCAAUCAUGCCUGUACUAAAACUAAGCUAUGAUCACCUCUCUUUUGAAUUAAGACAGUGCUUUGCUUAUUGUUCCUUAUAUGCAAAAAAUUGGAGAUAUGAUAAGGAUGACUUGAUUGAAUUAUGGAUGGCACAAGGCUUUCUUGAUAGUCAAAAUGAAAAACAAUGUCUAGAAGAUGUUGGCCAACAAUAUGUUUGUGUUUUGUUGAUGAGGUCAUUUCUUCAAGAUGUUGAGAUGAAUGAAUUUGGUGAAAUAAAGUACUUUAAAAUACACAAUUUGGUACAUGACCUCUUGCAAUCUGUUGCAAGCUCUGAUUAUCAGUUAUAUAAUGAGAGGAGAAAAAUGGUUGCAACUCCUAUGCAUGUUUCCUUUGACUGUGAUUCCAACUGUUCGUUAGAUUUGUUGAAUGCAAAUAGAUUGAGAACUAUGCUUGGAAUACAAAGACUACUAGAGAUCAAUCCCUCUAGUUUGUUAGACUUCAAAUGCUUGCGGAGUCUAAACCUAUCAGAAAGUUUAAACAUCAAAGAUUUGCCCAAUUCAGUUGGUAAAAUGAAGCAUUUAAGAUACCUUAAUCUCUCUCAUUGUGAGAAUUUGACCAGCUUGCCUAACAGUGUAAGCAACCUAGUCAAUUUGCAAACUUUGAAACUAAUGGGAUGUUAUACUCUUAGAUUUUCCAUAGAUUGUGUCCCAAAGUUGGUCAGCUUGCGUCAUCUUCAUAUCAAUAACUGUAAGGCCUUUGAAUGUGGAAUGCCAAUUGGGCUGGAGAAAUUGAAUGCCCUGCAAAGUUUAUCAGAUUUUAGAGUAGGCAAUGAUAUUGAUAAGGAGAGAAAAUAUGCAAAACUGAAUGAACUGAAAGAAUUCAAUCUUAGACAUGAAUUAUCUAUUGAGAAUCUCAACUUAGUAAGGGAAGUUGAAGAAGAGUCCAAGGAUGUUAAUUUGAAAGUAAAGAAGAACCUUAAGUCUCUGAGACUUGAUUGGGGAAGAGCUACAGAGUCAAGAAAUAGUGAUAGCUUACAACUUCUAGAAAAGCUAUGUCCUCAUCCAAGUUUGAAACAAUUGACAGUGGAAGAUUACCCAGGGCUGAGAUUUCCAGGUUGGCUUUCUUCACUCACAAAUCUUGUAGACUUAAAACUCGAUGGUUGUGGGAAUUGUCAAUACUUGCCAUCAUUGGAAGCAUUGGUUUCUCUUAAGACUCUAUGUAUAUGGAACAUGGAUGAUUUGGAAUACAUAUGUUAUAAUAAAGGUUGUUCCUCAUUGCACAAAACUAGCUUCUUCCCAUCUUUGAAGGACAUGAACUUUUCUGAUUGUGAAAAUUUUAGGGGAUGGCAAAGGGAAGCAGAUGUCAAUAAUGUAAUCGAUAAUGAAAUGCAUCGUUCACUGCCUCCAUUUCCUUGCCUUUCAUAUAUAAUAAUUCAAGAUUGUCCAAACUUGAGUUCCAUGCCUACGUUCAGUCUCGUGGAGCGCUUGGUUUUGAAGAAUUGUAGCACGAAGCCAUUGCUAGACACUGUAAAAGCUAGCAUAAGUGGAUCGUCUGCAACACAAGAUUCAUGUCCUUCUCUUUCUAAGCUCGAGUAUUUAGGGUUUCAAGAUAUGGACGUAGAAGCUUUACCAGAAGAGUGGAUGCGAAAUCUUACCUCUCUCAAGAAUCUUUCUAUUGGUGGCUUAUCAAGUUUAGUGAGUAUGUUUCGUCAUAUGCGACAUCUACCUGCUGAACUUGAACAAGUCACUUUUCAAGGCAUUAACAACCUUAAUCCAUGGAGCGUUGACGAGGGUUUUAGCACACAGUGUCAAGCAGUUCAAUGCCUUCAUUCUCUCCAAACAAUCAACAUUCUCUUCUCUGAAAAUCCCAGGACUUUACCUGACUGGAUCUGUGAUCUCCAAUCGCUACAAUUUAUCGUCAUUCAUAAUUGUCAAAAUCUGGAGUCAUUACCUGACGGAUUACAACGCCUUGUUAAUUUACAAUCAUUGCAAUUGAAUGGAGAUCUACUUUUAUUACAAAGAUGUGAGAGAGGAAGAGGUUCAGAAUGGCCCAAAAUUUCUCACAUCCCUAGCAUAUGGAUUAAUGGCUAUCAGAUAUGAUUCUUCCUUGCAUCCAUCUAAAGUCAAUCUAUUAUACAAAUAGAAGAAGCCUACUCUGACAUGCUUUAAUUCAUCACUCAUGAGCAAGUGGAGUGCUGAAUUAUGUGGAGAAGAAUGUCAGUAGAGUGGAUGCUGUCAUGCAGGAAAAUGACUUUUUGGGAAGGUAAAAGGAUCUAUGUUUUUUAUGGGAGACUCAAAAGCAUAAGGACUGGAUAGCUUUUUAAGUGAUUUUUAUCAAUCUACUUGGGAAAUAUUGGGUGACAAAGUGUUUGAAAUGGUUAAAUCUUUUCUGGAGGAAAGUGUUUCUCUACAGCAGAUAAAUUAGACUAAUAUUGUGUUCAUCUUGAAGAUUUAUUAGCUUAAAGAGAUUGUAUUAUUGGUGAAGAUUGUGGUGGGAGAGAAAUUUUAAGGAAUAAUUUAUUGAAAAAGCCACAAGGUAACCAUGCUUUUAAUUUGUGAUUAGUGUUACUUCAUGUUAAUUGGGUGAUUAUUGAGAAAAUUAUGAAUUUUGUAAUAUUAUGUAAUUGUGCAAUAUUAUUAUGAAUUUGUUUGAUUAUUGUGAGAGGUAUUGGGAUACUUGCUAUUGUUGUUGUAUUUAUGUGCCACGUGGUACGCCCCUAUUGGAGCUCAAUAGGUGGCUUGUAAGGGCUCGGGCUAAUCUACCUUUGGCCAGGUAAUUUAACACCGAGUGAGGGCUGCGGUUCGAGGUUAAUGGAGGGAUAUAAGAAUAUUUAUUUGUGUGUAUUGUAAUAUUUCUUAUAUUUGUUGGAAUUAUAUUAUUUUUAAUUCUCACUUAAUAAGCACACAUUUAACUGUUUGUACACACUAUCAUAAAUUGGUAUUGGUUACUGGGACUUUUGAGUCUCAUUAUGUGGUUAACAAUUUUCAGGAGAAGAGCCACAAGUGACACGUGGAGGAGUCCCAGAUGCUUAAUGGCAUAGAUCCACUGUCUCUUUUGGGUAUUUGAUUUAUGAUAUAUAAUGUGUUAUAUUGCCAAUAUUAGGGCUUUUUGUUUAUUAUCAAUUAUAUGAAUAUAUAAAUGUAAUCAUGCCUUUCAAACUAUUUCUAUUUUUAGUACAAUUUGGAUGACUGUAAUUUUAAUAUUUGGUUUACUAUGGAUUGGUUAAAAUGGCAUGAUUAUAAGGCCAAAUAACUGGCUUGUGUUGAAAAUUGACUAAAUUACUUAUUUUACUUGUUGGGAGUAUAAGGAUGGAUAAAUGUGAUUUAGUUUACUUGUUGGGAGUAUAAGGAUGGACAAAUGUGAUUUAGCCUAAUGGCAUGUGGGAGGUAAAAAUUUAUCUAAAAUGUUAUAUUGUGUGAGUUGAAGCUAAUUAUAAAAUAUUUUAUAUUAAAAUUAUUGAUAUAAAAAUAUGUUGGGUGGCUGUAACCCAACUAUGGUUGAGUUAAAUUAUUUUAAAAAAAAAUUGGUGUGUUACAAUUUAACUAUAGUCCUUGAAGCUUUUCAUUAAUUAUUUGAAGCACAAGAAAUAACUGGGAAGCUUGAGUUUUGCUGUGAAAAUGGAUUUUGUUUAAAGCUUGAUGAGUAUGAUAGACUCGAGUUCAAUUUUCAGCUGUAACGAGGAAGAUAGGAUUUAAAGAGAAAUGCAUUAGCAUUUGAAGUAAAAUGAAAAAGACAAUGUAUUUUUACAGACGUUUCCACAGAUGUUUUUGAUAUUUGUGUCAAAGGAUUUAUGUCUGUAUCAUGAAAAAUGUUGGUUCUUUUCCAAUUAUAAUAAUCUAUCAAAAUUUAUAUUUUAAAGCACAAGCAAGUAAAUUAUUAACUUCCUCUCUAAUGUUGUGUUUACUUGUUGCAAAAGGGAAGGGGGUUUUGUUUGCUAUUUUAAUUUCCUUGUCUGAAUCUCUAUUAAGCUCGAUUUCUUUUCUAAAUUCUAUGUUGGUUGCAACUUUCCAUUUUAUAGAUGGAUGAAGACUACUAUGGAUGCUCUGAUUGCUGAAACAUUAUAAGAAGAGUGAGGAACUGAUGUAUGCAAAUAUCAAUUUCAUGUGGUUUGCAAGGAAAAAAUUGAAAAGAGUGGUCCUAUCACUCAAGCUGAAAACUCACAAGUAAAAAGAGGUCAAUUUUUAUUAUUUCAAAGGAGACGCAUAGAGUGAGCUAAGUUACACCGAGAAGUAAGAAAUGAUAUGGUCCUUUUUUUUGUGGCUGAAGAAAAGAUAUGGUCUUUUGAGUGUGAAAAGCUCAAGAAAAAUUGCUGCUUUAGUUAGAAUUGUAAUAUUUAAGAACAUUGUAAUUGUUGUACCUUUUGUAUUAUGACUUAUAAGUAUGGAGGAUAAUGUAAUUAAUUUGAAAUAAUAAAACUUUAGUAGAGUUGUCUUGAGGUUUUUCCCUCAACA